Molecule: messenger RNA, 904 nt
Organism: Papilio machaon (common yellow swallowtail)
Lineage: Eukaryota; Metazoa; Arthropoda; Insecta; Lepidoptera; Papilionidae
Gene: Rsph9
Product: radial spoke head protein 9 homolog
Exons: 1
Coding region: 62-877 (271 amino acids)
Biological process (GO): cilium movement involved in cell motility; axoneme assembly; motile cilium assembly
Cellular component (GO): axoneme; radial spoke
Source: RefSeq, a predicted model, not a curated record
UGUGUGUGACACACGUCAAUUUGAAACAUUGGAUUUAUUUUCGAAUAAUUAAUCGAAAAAUAUGAACGUGCACAAGUUGUGGGAGUACAGGGAGUACGUGAAGGUUAACGGCGUGGUGCUGACCAACGAGCUGAUCUCGCUGCUGCAGACCUCGCUCACUAUGCUGCAGGUGGAAAACCACUUCACGCACAUGCAGUACUGGGGCCAGAUCUACGGCGUCGACCGGGACUACCACAUAGCCGUCGGGAUAAACCGAGACGCGCUCAACGAACGAAAAUACUUCUACACGACCGAUUUCAAAUUCUGGGGACUGCUUCCGAAGGCCAAGAAGAAGUACAAAUUCCUCUCUUUGAUCGCAAACACGCCGUUUCGCGGCGACAUAUCCGAGAAGAUCAAAGUUUUAGACGAAGCACUCGACCAAGGAGACCCGGAGCGCUGCAAAAAUAUGAAAGAGGAGAAGAGACUGGCAGCGACCAUCAGCAACAUCUGCGAAGAGGCCGAGGUUUGUGCGAGGGGACAGCUGGUGAAGCGGCCCGAUGGUGUCGUGGUCAUUAGCCCUAACUUCUACGGUCUGACGGGACCAGAGGCCAAGCUGCUCAAGUCCUAUCUGCAUAUUAGACCCGCUCAACACAAAUGGAACACAAAUAUUCUAACGCGUGCAGAUUACAAUUUGAGCAUGGACUUUUUAGACUCCAUCGACAUGGAUAUUCCGAACGGAUGCUGGAAUUUAUCCUUGGAGAACGUGGGCACCGUAGCGUAUCUAAAAAGCCUCUAUUGGCCCGGGAUGAUGUACUUUCAUAAAGUUAGAACCCAGGACGCCGGAUUUUUGUAUGUCGGUAAUGGCAGGAAGAACUUAGAUGUACCUUUUCUUCUUUAAACCAGAAAGUAAGAAUAAUGAAAUAAG